Molecule: messenger RNA, 1745 nt
Organism: Fukomys damarensis (Damara mole-rat)
Lineage: Eukaryota; Metazoa; Chordata; Mammalia; Rodentia; Bathyergidae
Product: cytochrome P450 4F3
Exons: 13
Coding region: 83-1666 (527 amino acids)
Molecular function (GO): oxidoreductase activity, acting on paired donors, with incorporation or reduction of molecular oxygen; heme binding; iron ion binding
Source: RefSeq, a predicted model, not a curated record
CCUCCCAGUCAGCAGCCCGAGUUACAUAAGACUCAGAAGUGUGAUGAACGAUCUGUGAGGGCAAGCAACUCCUGAAAGAAGGAUGACACAGCUGAGCCUGUCCUGGCUGGGACUGGGGUCGGUCACAGCCUCCCCUUGGCUGAUUGGGCUGCUGGUUGGAGCCGCCUGGCUCCUGGCCCAAAUUCUGACCUGGAUGUAUGCCCUCUAUGAAAAAUCUCAUCGCCUUCGAUGUUUCCCUCAGCCCCCCAAACGGAACUGGCUCGUGGGUCACCUGGGCUUGAUUCAGAGCUCAGAGGGAGGUCUCCUCUACACCCAGGGCCUGGCACGCACCUACAGGGAUGUGUGCUGCUGGUGGGUAGGGCCCUGCCACGCGGUCGUCCGCAUCUUUCACCCCUCCUGCAUCAAGCCUGUGCUCUUUGCUCCAGCUGCCAUUGCCCUAAAGGACGUGGUCUUCUACAGCUUUCUGAGACCCUGGCUGGGGGAUGGGCUCUUGCUGAGUGCUGGUGACAAGUGGAGCCGCCACCGUCGCAUGCUGACACCCGCCUUCCAUUUCAACAUCCUGAAGCCCUACGUGAAGAUUUUCACUGAUAGCACAAAAGUCAUGCAUGCCAAGUGGCAGCGCCUGAUCUCCCAGGGCAGCGCCCGUCUGGACAUGUUUGAGCUCAUCAGCCUGAUGACCUUGGACAGUCUGCAGAAAUGUGUGUUCAGCUUCGAGAGCAACUGUCAGGAGAAGCCUAGUAAAUAUAUCGCAGCCAUCUUGGAGCUUAGUGCCCUGGUGGCCAAAAGGCACCAACAGCUCUUGCUGCACCCGGAUUUCCUGUACCAUCUCACCUGUGAUGGGCAUCGCUUCCGUACAGCCUGCCGUCUGGUGCAUGACUUCACAGAUGCUGUCAUCCAGGAGCGGCGAUGCAGCCUCCCCAAUCAGGGGAUCGACGACUUCCUAAAGGCCAAGGCCAGGUCCAAAACUUUGGACUUCAUUGAUGUGCUCCUGCUGAGCAAGGAUGAAAAUGGAAGGGAGUUGUCAGAUGAGGACGUACGAGCAGAGGCCGACACGUUCAUGUUUGCGGGCCACGACACCACGGCCAGUGGUCUCUCCUGGGUGCUGUACAACCUGGCCAGGCACCCAGAAUACCAGGAGCGCUGCCGGCAGGAGGUGCGAGAGCUCCUGAGGGGCCGUGAGCCUGAAGAGAUUGAAUGGGAGGACCUGGCCCAGCUGCCCUUCCUGACCAUGUGCAUCAAGGAGAGCCUGCGUCUGCACCCCCCGGUCUCAGUCGUCUCCCGCUGCUGCACGCAGGACGUUGUGCUUCCAGACGGCCGGGUCAUCCCCAAAGGUGUCAUCUGCCUCAUCAGUAUUUUCGGUACCCAUCACAACCCAGCUGUGUGGCCAGACCCUGAGGUCUACGACCCCUUCCGCUUUGACCCAGAGAACAGCAAGGACAGGUCGCCUCUGGCUUUCAUUCCCUUCUCCGCGGGGCCCAGGAACUGCAUCGGGCAGACCUUCGCCAUGGCGGAGAUGAAGGUGGUGCUGGCGCUGACUCUGCUGCGCUUCCGCGUCCUGCCCGAUGCCACGGAGCCGCGCCGGAAGCCCGAGCUGAUCCUGCGCGCAGAGGGAGGGCUAUGGCUGCGCGUGGAGCCGCUGAGCGAGCAAGCAGCCCCCUUGACCUAAACUGGAAAGCAGCUGACCCCACCCACGCUCCUUUGGAGAUUCUCAGGAAUAAAGUGUGUUGUCGCCUGUGUCUGAGUCU